Molecule: messenger RNA, 2350 nt
Organism: Tuber melanosporum (Perigord truffle)
Lineage: Eukaryota; Fungi; Ascomycota; Pezizomycetes; Pezizales; Tuberaceae
Exons: 3
Coding region: 1-1320 (439 amino acids)
Cellular component (GO): nucleus
Molecular function (GO): DNA binding
Source: RefSeq, a predicted model, not a curated record
AUGCAGCAACACCAGCAGCCAGUACCGAUAGCUCCCAACUAUCUCGGUCUCCCGCAUUGGGGCCAGACGAUGAUUCCUCCACAGCCGUCUGGGGUCGCUUCUCCACACCCUCAAUUCAUUCCGCCUCCAGCAAUUGCUGCUCCAAACCAGCCGACAUUGGGAGCAUUGACCGUGACCCAGGCCAGCCAUUCGACUCAGUCCACCUCUAGCCCGAGGAGGACUUUGACAGAUGCUGAUAGGAGGAGAAUGUGCAUUUUUCACGAGGAGAAUCCAAACGUGAAGCAAACAGAAAUUGGAGGUAUGGUGGCGAUAUCUUCUCCUUUCGCCCAUAAGGGUACCGUUUCCAAAGUUCUUCGGCAGAAGGAAAAGUAUCUUUUUCCCGAUGAUGGGAGUAGGUCACCAGUGAAACGCUCAAAGGGGAAAUUCCCGGACAUUGAGCGCGCAUUGGCCGUUUGGGCGAAGAACACGCGGAAGCAGGGGGUUGCCUUGACCGAUAUGAUGAUUCGAGAAAAAGCCAAAUUUUUCGCGACCAGCGUAGGGAUAUCGGACAGUCAGUUCAAGGCAAAUGGCCAGGGUUGGUUGGAGAAGUUCAAGCAGAAGAACAACCUUCACUCGAAUGGGCGAGGAAGAUCGGAAAGCGAUGUGACUGGUGUGGCUAGGAUGGCGAGCGGAGGGUUGAUGUCACCAAAGCCAGGCCACUCUAGAACGGAUUCAACACCAGUAUUAGGGUCGCCUAUGAUGCAAGAAUCCAAGAGCCAGGAUAGCAGUCAUAAUGGUACAGAUUCGCCGGAAUCAUUUAUGGAGUUUGGGGGGUUCAAUAAACAACAAGUCUCGGUUUCUAAUUACGCAGGCCCAGCUUCUCCGACCUCCCCAUUCUUCUCGCCAGAUCAGCGGGUCGACCCUCUGCAGGCACGGAUGCCGCACCUGCAACAGCGCCCAAGAUCACAGACAUUUCCCACCCUAUCUGUUGACCCGACCUACAUAUCCCCACCACCAUCGUCAGAGCCGUUGACCCCUAAGAUGUUAAACCAGACUGUGGUACCCCCGCCGGCACUCGCAUCCCCUGCCCCUGACGUGCCCAACCCAUUGGCAUCGCCGAACCAUACCCCGUCUUCGUCUCAUGGGACCCUGACAGCACAGACAUCGCAAUCACCCACCAAGGAAGAUGCGUGCCGCGCACUUGAGGUGGUUAUGACCUAUCUCAGACAGCAACCAGUGGGAUAUGUCGAACACGAUGAUUAUCUUGUUGUAGGAAAGAUACUAGCUAGACUUGGGUUAGACAAUAUGGAAUCCAACGAAGAAAUGAGCGCACCGCCUUGAUUUGGGUGGUGACUAGUGAGGGAAGAGAAAAAGUUUUUAUUUUAUGUUAGUUUUUUCUUUGGUCUACAUUCCUCUUUUCUUAAUUUGGAAAGGGUAUUUUUAGGGAUCAUAUCACGGUGUUUUUGUGUUUUUGCUUUUUUAUUUGGAAUACCCCACAUAUUUCCUAUUGCGUUUGUUUUUCCUCAUGAGUCAGGUGAGGAAAGCAAAGAAGAGGGAUGUUGUUUGUUGCUCUUUCUUAUAUCUUUUUUUUAUCUUUAUCUCCUUUGUCCCGGCCAUUUUCCAUUUGCUUUCCUCGUCAGCCCCCUUGCGUCAUGAUGUUGCGUUAAUGAGAACCCUAUCAUAGCGUCCCUCACCCCUUUCCUUCUGUUCCCGCAUUUCCCUCAUUUUCUCUCCACACCUAUCGGACUCUACUCAGCUUUUCCUACAUUCACUGCGACUACUACUACUACUAACUGUGGACUGCUCGCCCGUCCUCUGUUAAUUAUUUAUCUUCUUUCGGCCCGGAUUCAAAGCCCGAUCCAUUUUUUAGGGGUUCUGGUGGUCGUGGUGUUUUAUCAUUUUAUCUCAUUUCUCAAAGUUUAGGCUGUCUGUUACUGCCAUGGAUUAAUGGCUGGCUACUAUUAUAUCCUUUUUUGGUUAUUAAUUUUUUAGUUCCGUUUUCUUUACUUUUUUACUUUUUUUUGGGAUUACCAACUUCGGAUUCUUGUACAUGUUAUAGAUGCUUCUUUCCUUCCCCAAUAUUUGACCUCCUGGAAGGGGGGUUGCCUUCGAGAGGAGGGAUCAAAGGGAUGGAUGGGAGGGGGGCGGGCGGGGGAGCAAGGCAAGGUGGGAUAGGAUAGGACAAUUAUAGUCACUUUUUUUACGUUUCUUCAAAAUAUUUUUCUACUUGCUCUGAUCUUUCCAAUUAUUCGUUAUAUGCCCAUAGCAGAACAAUUUAGUAGGGCGAAUGAGAAGGGAUGUAAAGCAGGAAAUGCGGGAAAUACCAGAAAUAGCGGGAAAUAAGAGCAAAAGUAAACGAAAAUAAGCAAAG